UCGGCUCGGCAGUACAGUGAUAUGGUCAGAAAAGAAGACAAGAGGAAGCUUUUUGUGACUUCUGUCUUGGAAAUAAUUGAUAAAUACAAUAUGACUGGAUUCCUACUAAAUUGGCAAUACCCAACCUAUUGGGAGAACUCUGUAAGCGCAAAAGGGAAACUGGAAGAUUAUCUCAAUUUUCCGCAACUGGCUGAAGCACUCUCAGAAUCUUUAAGAGAGAAAAAUCGAACUUUACAUUGCUUCGGCACAAAUUCAAUGGCGUUUUUACUAUUUUUCAAUUUUAAAAAACUGGAAGGAUUAAUUGAUACAUGGAUGCUUCCUGCUUUCCAUUUUGAAGGUGGAUGGUCAUAUGCAACAGCAAUAUCAUCAUAUGUCAGAAGAGCGGAGGCGAUGAUAAGCGGCUAUUCAAAAAUGAUCAAUCCUGAAAAAAUUGAGCUUGGAAUACCGACCAUUUUUUUGCCACUAGUUGCUGAACAAAAUUCUAAUAAAAAACUAGGGAGUCCUUUCCGUGCAUCUGCUAAAGCUAACGAAAGAUUGUCAAGAUUCAGAUGGUUAUGCGAGGAAGCGGCUAAAGGAGGAAUGCAGAUUGUGCACAAUGAAACUGACAAAAUAAAUUCUUAUGCUUAUGUUAACAAUGAUUGGGUAUCCUUUGAAUCAACAAUGACUGCGGCUAAUAAGGCGACGCUGGUUGAACUCAAAAACUUAGCCGGAGUUUAUGUGCCUUACAUAACUGCGGACGAUUUUGAUGGAAUGGCUUGCAACUGUGGAAAAUAUCCUAUUCUCAGGGCAAUUAAUAAUGUGGUGAGGGGAGCAAAAUUAUGUGAAACAAAAGUAUGUCCUUGAAUUUAAUUGAAGAAAAAAAAUCGAAAAAAGCCUAUUAAAUUAACAUUA
Molecule: messenger RNA, 891 nt
Organism: Neocloeon triangulifer
Lineage: Eukaryota; Metazoa; Arthropoda; Insecta; Ephemeroptera; Baetidae
Product: probable chitinase 10
Exons: 6
Coding region: 22-843 (273 amino acids)
Biological process (GO): chitin catabolic process; carbohydrate metabolic process
Cellular component (GO): extracellular region
Molecular function (GO): chitin binding; chitinase activity
Source: RefSeq, a predicted model, not a curated record